UGGGGUAUUCCUCCUCCUCAAACUGCGAUUGUUCCCGACGCGAGCACAAGCUCGGUUUGAGUUGGACUGCGUAAAGCACUAGAUCGGUUCGAAACAUCGCUGAUGGUAGAUUUGUUCAGUUUAAUGUCGUCUCGAGAAGUAAAAGCACAGAUAAGAUUCAGAAUCUGAUCUGAUCUGAUCUGAUCAUCGUGACAUCGGGCAUCUGGAGAGCAGAGAUCCACGAGAGAGGGGUGUAAGAUUAAAGGCAGUGUGCAUAAAGACAUUGGUGAACUUGAGAGAGACUGACUCAGGGAGAUAAAGGGAAGAGGAGGUGGAGGAGGAGGCAGUGAAAGCACCAUUGGGGAAGUCUGAAGCCUCAUGUCAGUUUCUGCUGUGCAAAUCAGAAGAAGAGUUUAGGAGAGCGAAGCUGCGUGUCACAUGGGUUCAGCACUGAUUUAGCUCUUAAAGACCACCAGACCACCAAUCAGCAGAGCUGUUUGCAAGAGAAAGAAGAGUCCUUCCAUGCAGUCGUGGCUGGGAUAAAAUGGAUGACAGGAAUGACGGAGUGCGGGUUGGAGAAAACAAAUUCAUCAGCAAGAGAAGCAUUCUCUCUCAUUUAAAGACCUACAAUCUCUACUAUGAAGGAAAGAACCUGCAGCUACGCCACAGAGAGGAAGAGGAGGAGCUGAUCAUUGAAGGACUUCUCAAUAUCUCAUGGGGCUUACGUCGACCAAUCAGGCUUCAGAUGCAGGAUGACCACGAGCGAAUCAGACCUCCUCCCUCCUCUACCUCCUGGCACUCAGGGUGUAACCUUGACAACCAGAGUCAGGAGGGCCAGAAUCAGACUCCUCAAACUCCACCUCAGAUGGAAGUGACGCCCCCAGAGGACCACUCGAGCAAUGGCACAGCACAAGCCCACGAAGAAGAAGAAGAAGAGGCGUGUGACGUCUCCGCUCAGCUUCUGAGAACCAAAAGUGAUGCUGGUGUCCUGAGACGGGGCAGGAGACGGUCUCCCAGCGACCAGCGGCGAAUCAGAAGGCACAGGUUUUCCAUCAACGGUCACUUCUACAACCACAAGACGGCUGUGUUCACUCCUGCGUAUGGUUCUGUGACUAACGUCCGGAUCAACAGCUGCAUGACCACGCCACAGGUGCUGCGGGUGUUACUGAAUAAGUUUAAGAUCGAGAACAGCCCAGAUGAGUUCGCCCUCUACCUCGUCCAUGCCAGCGGAGAGCGCGUGCAGCUGAAGCGUAUGGACUACCCGUUAGUAGUGAGAAUACUUCAGGGACCAUGUGAGCACGUCUGCAAGAUCUUUCUCAUGGAGCAGGAUCUGGGAGAGGAGAUUCCCUAUGAAGUGGCGCAAUACAUCAAAUUUGAGAUGCCUGUCCUGCAGAGUUUUAUUACCAAACUGAAGGAAGAGGAGGACAGGGAGGUGCAGAAGCUGAGAAGCAGAUACAAGUAUCUGCGGUGUAUCAUUGAGAAGCAGCUCCAGUGUUUUCCAGAAGGCUCCACCUGUGUGUGACGAGCACAUUCCCCUCUUCAUAUCAAUCAGUGGACUUCCAGACACAGUUUCAUCAGUCACAUCUGUCCUGAAUGAUUGUUAACCUCUAAUAUGACCAGUGAAGAUGGAUGGUACAUCCUGUUAUAUAAACAAUCUUUGUGUAUUUUUCUCUGGUGCUGUAGGAAUCACAUGCAGGUACAAUAAUAUAAAAGCACAUUCUACUAAACCAGGGAAUCUCGUCAUCCAGUGAUCACUGGAAAAAGCAAUUGACAAUGACAAGCAAAAAAAAAAUAAAAAAAAGAGCAAUGACAAGCACAAAGUAACAAAGUAAAUGCUUACAACUUAAGUUUAUUUGUUUGGUUUAACCCAUGAAAAAGGGUUACGACUGACUGAUCACUUUACUUGUUGGAUGUAUUGAGAAUAUAUGCUGUCUGAGCCAACCUGUUGUACCAUUACAGUCUGAUUAUAACUCCAUUAGACCAACGUCUCUUUUAGACAGUGAUUAAAUCUCUGUACCAGAAUGGUGGGAAGCGAAGUCAAAGACUGAAUUUCAAAAGUUGUUUGAAAGCAGAGUGAAGCAGCUCAAGAGAUUGUAGUCUCUGAAUAUCUGAAUGUUGAGUGAGUGAGUGAGUGAGUGAGUGUGUGUGUGUGUGUGUGUGUGUGUGUGUGUGUGUGUGUGUGACUGUGUGUGACUGUGUGUGUGUGUGUGUGUGACUGUGUGAGUGAUACUAGUACGCAUGUUUGGGCACCUGAAGAGGAAGGACAGCAUGGCUGUAGUCGAGAAGAGCUUCAUAUUUUUCUUUUACGUUUAGACUCUCAUUCACACCUAUGACUGGCCUCUGUGUUGUCAUACUUCUGAUGUUUCAUCUGGCAUGUGUUUAUACUGAUUGUAAAACUUUGAAUAUGGUGAUAAUUAUAUUUAAAUAAAAUGUCAUCAUCAAAAA
Molecule: messenger RNA, 2424 nt
Organism: Carassius gibelio (silver crucian carp)
Lineage: Eukaryota; Metazoa; Chordata; Actinopteri; Cypriniformes; Cyprinidae
Product: ras association domain-containing protein 2-like
Exons: 11
Coding region: 524-1501 (325 amino acids)
Biological process (GO): positive regulation of protein kinase activity; positive regulation of JNK cascade; regulation of non-canonical NF-kappaB signal transduction
Cellular component (GO): cytoplasm; nucleus
Source: RefSeq, a predicted model, not a curated record